UUAUGAUGGCAAUUUACGGACCCGGAGUUAAAGUGGGCAACUGGUUUGAAACAGCCCUGUCGGAGGAGUUCCGCAUAGCAGACACUAAGAAGCUCCGGGAAAGUGGAAACUUGCUUUUGGACAGGACUCGAGCAAUCUAUGAUCGUUUUUACCAGGAGCAGGUUCUGGGGCCCCCACAAGAGGUACUGGCCUUCGGUGUGGUGGUCCAAUUGAAGCCAGUACGUAUAAAUGUCUGUCGGGAGGAGACCAAGGACAUGAACCUUGCCCUGUCGGUGGUGAUCACCCAGGAGGGAGUAAUCCGCCGUUUUAAAACAAUUAAUGAGCUUUGCGAUCUGAGCGUUGCUCCCAGCCCCCAUCCGGCGAUUCGCAGUAGCUUCCGCAUUGUUAGUCCGGACGACGAGAAUCGUUCCGGACAAUAUCUGACCUACGGGGAGAAGUUCCGGCUGCAGGCCAUGGAUCCGGUGGACGAGCCCAUGUAUAUAUGGAGCGGGCCUAAACGGCUGAAUCUCACGCUUCCCCUCGAAAAGCCAUUCUUUACCAUGAACAGAGGCGAGUUGACCUUGCCACUUGGCUUGGUAUCUCACAAGAACCUUGGUCCUUCGGCUAUCCCCAAUUUCUACACUCAUUUCUAUUGUGCCCACCAGGAUCCAGACAAGCGAUUCGAAAAUGAGGGAAAAACUAUAAAAGAAAAUGAUCCUCUAAUAAUCGUCCAUGCCGUCACAAACCGCAAUCUGGCCGUGGAAAAUACGCUGGCCAACACCUUGUUCGGCCCAGAAUUUCAGGUUUCGGUGGAGACAUACAAGAACGUCUUCAAGCGAGAGACCUGGAAGAACCAAUGGAAGUUCAGCUACUGAUAUCCAUACCUCGUGUUUGUGUAUAAUUAUAUUUCGUAUGUUUUGAUUUGAA
This is a messenger RNA of Drosophila bipectinata, 906 nucleotides long. RefSeq names its product cilia- and flagella-associated protein 161. The record is from RefSeq and is a predicted model, not a curated record. Lineage: Eukaryota; Metazoa; Arthropoda; Insecta; Diptera; Drosophilidae. Gene Ontology annotation, cellular component: motile cilium. Gene Ontology annotation, biological process: cilium assembly.